CGUAUGGUGUGAUGGCAUAGUCUCGCGAGAUGAGACUUGCGCUUUAGAUUUAGUUUCCCGGCAGGAGCCGUGGAACUGGACGUGUAAGCGGUGUUGCAGCGCGUUUAAACAACGAGUCGGGACUGCGGGUUGUGGGCAGUGUUAAGAAACUCGGUCUGCUAACAUGGAAUUCCAAUGCCAUCCUUGGAGAAACAAGAAUCUCACCGAUGAAUGAGAAUAUCACUUAACUGAUGAGACAUUGGAUGCCUCUUUACUUUUGGUUUUGAGUGCAUUACAAACCCUAUCGGGCCUAACAGAAAGAAAAAAGGUCAGUAAAAUGAAGCUCCAGCGAGUACAUCUGAAGUGUAAGAAUUUGCACGAGUUUCUUCAGGAACUCAGCCCAGGGGUGCUCGAUCGAUUGUACAACCAUCCAGCAACUUGUUUGGCUGUGUUCAGGGAACUCCCAGGAUUGGCCAAAAAUUAUGUGAUGCGUAUGCUAUUUCUGGAACAACCCUUGCCUCAAGCUGCUGUUGCAUUAUGGGUCAAGAAGGAAAAUUUCAAUGAACAUGAGGAGAAUACACAGGUCCUGACUGGGUUACGACUUUGGCACACACAACAACUCCCUGGUGGGUUACAGGGCCUGAUUCUCAAUCCAAUCUUUAGAGAAAAUCUUAAAAUAGCACUGCUAGGCGGGGGAAAAGCUUGGGCAGAUGAUGGCUGCCUACUAGGCCCUGAUAAACAUGGAAAAGAUGUGGUCUCGUUGGAUAAGUAUGCAGAAGAGAGAUGGGAGGUCAUAUUACAUUUUAUGGUUGGGUCUCCAAGUGCUGCUGUUAGCCAGGACUUGGCACAACUGCUUAUACAGGCUGGCCUUAUGAAAAAUGAGUCUGGGGAAGCUCCUUGUAUUUCAUCAGCUGGCUUCCAGUUUUUGCUUUUGGACACACCUUCUCAGCUCUGGUAUUUUAUGCUUCAGUAUCUCAAAUCUGCAGAGUCUCGUGGAAUGAAUCUUGUGGAAAUACUCUCCUUCAUGUUCCAGUUAAGCUUCUCUACUUUGGGAAAGAGAAAGUCACGUCGAUACUAUCCAACACGUCUGGCUAUAAACCUUGCAUCUGGUAUAUCUGGCUCGGUUGUUGACAGCCAUAAGCAAGGGUUUAUUGUUGUGGAAACAAACUACAGAAUAUAUGCAUACACAGAUUCAGAGCUGCAAAUUGCCCUUAUUGCCCUGUUCUCUGAGAUGUUGUAUCGCUUCCCAAAUCUGGUUGUGGCACAAGUCACUCGAGAGAAUGUCCAGCAAGCGAUAGGGAAUGGCAUCACUGCUGAGCAGAUAAUCCACUUUCUGAGGACAAGAGCACAUCCAGUGAUGUUGCAGCAGAAUCCAGCGCUUCCACCAACAAUUACUGACCAAAUAAGACUUUGGGAACUCGAGAGAGACCGCCUACGUUUUUCUGAAGGUGUCCUGUACAACCAGUUUCUAUCCCAAGUGGACUUUGAACUUUUGAGAAACUAUGCACGUGAUCUUGGAGUGCUCGUGUUUGAGAAUCCAGCCAAGCGUGUGAUGGUAGUGACCCCCGGAGGACACUCUGAUGUUAAGCGUUUCUGGAAACGCCAAAAGCAAAGCUCCUGAGGUUUACAUGUGAUGGUCACCACUAAUUCUGGAUAAACUAGAAGCAACUGAAACUUUAAUAUAUGGGACCUUUUGUCCUCCAAAUGCGACAGUCUUUUAAUCAUUAAAAGAGGUCAUUUUCCAAAGUCUUGCUUUUUGGGGUCUGUAGAUUGAGACAGUUCUAAUGAUGGCAGCAGGGUGUUAUGAAAGACCGUGGAAUCACUUCUAUUUUGUGCACCCCAAAAGCAGAAGGUCAUAGUAUGUUCACAUAGAGAUGGCACUAUUUUCAGACAUCAGAUAAUGGCAUUUAUAAAGAUAUUGCAUCAUUUUCAUUGUCUCUAGUGUUACCACUAGUCAGAAUUAAUCAGAAUUAUAUAUACAUAUAUAUAUAUAUAUCUAUAUAUAUAUAUCUCUCUCAAAGGAUGAAGUUAGACAUCAGCGCAGUCCACUAGUGUGGACUCUCUAUUCAUUUCUAUUGGAUUCUUAAAAGCAUAUUUAUCAUAGGGUGAAUUUUCACUUUCACCCAUUGAUAAAUACUCAAAAUCCAAUUGAAAUGAAUGGAGAGUGGUGGAAUUUCACACUAGUGGACUGUGCUGAUGUCUAACUUCAUUCUUUGAUAAAUAUGCCCUAUAGUGCGGGUGUUUAUGGUGUAUUUCUGAAAAUGUUAUACAGCAAAGCUAAAGUCGCUCGUAUCAUCUUGGCCAUGUUCAAGCAUGCUAUCCAAUUAUCUAGCUGCGUUUCACACCUCCAAGGAUCAUUUCUGUCGAAUCACAAUCCAAGAAAUUGAAAAUAUCAUGGGCCAGUGCCUCCUCUGAUCAGGUUCGGGGUGAAUUGAAAGCUGCAUAAGUGAGAGGAGCUGCAUUUCCUUCAUAUUUGAACUCAUAUCCCCAGAGUAUUGGUUGGCCAUCUUAACUUGCACACUGGACAAAUCUGAGAAGAAGCUGUAAAUUGUACAGGUUUGAAGGCAAUGUUAUCCUUAUACAAUGGAAAAGAUUUUUCACAAGUUUUCCAUUUUGGACAGCAGUAAGCCCAGGGAGCUGUUUAAAUGUUUGAAAGCUGAUGCUGCAAAAGUUUUCUAAUAAAGUAUCUCCACUGUAUAAUAAUUAAUAUUAAAGAUUAAUUAAAAAAUGA
This is a messenger RNA of Xenopus laevis (African clawed frog), 2710 nucleotides long. RefSeq names its product general transcription factor IIH subunit 4 S homeolog (gene gtf2h4.S). Gene Ontology annotation, molecular function: double-stranded DNA binding; ATPase activator activity. The coding region runs from base 317 to 1600 and encodes 427 amino acids. Lineage: Eukaryota; Metazoa; Chordata; Amphibia; Anura; Pipidae. Gene Ontology annotation, cellular component: transcription factor TFIIH holo complex; transcription factor TFIIH core complex; nucleus. The transcript is spliced from 14 exons. The record is from RefSeq and is a predicted model, not a curated record. Gene Ontology annotation, biological process: nucleotide-excision repair; transcription by RNA polymerase II.